Molecule: messenger RNA, 1343 nt
Organism: Mugil cephalus (flathead mullet)
Lineage: Eukaryota; Metazoa; Chordata; Actinopteri; Mugiliformes; Mugilidae
Gene: txndc15
Product: thioredoxin domain containing 15
Exons: 6
Coding region: 116-1168 (350 amino acids)
Biological process (GO): cilium assembly
Cellular component (GO): cilium
Source: RefSeq, a predicted model, not a curated record
GUGUUUAGAGCAAACACUGGUUCCUACGAGUCGAACAACAUCCCCUCGCAUCUCAACAUGUCAUGAUAACCUUUCAUAUUUGUGUCUGGCUGGUUAAUUUAGAAGAAAAAGAAACAUGACGGGUGUUAAACUUCACAUCCCGUUUGUUUUAUUACUUAUGUUGAAUUGCUCGGAUGUGUUGAGGCUUUCGUCUGUGACAGCAGAAGAGAAUGAUGAGUCACUGGAGCUCGUGCUGUCAGAAGACGCGAUGUCCGACUUGGAGAACAGCCCCAAGUUUGUGGAGUCCGACGACCUGGAGUCUCUCCCGAAGAGGCAGUUCAAGACGGCCGAGAUCGCAGACGCUGUGAUGGGCACCGAGACCCCCAUCGACCCGUCUGACAUCGAGUCCCUCUUCCCCAAAAAUGUCAAAGACUUCCAGUCAGGCUUCUCCCCGCCUUGUGAUGAGAACAGCGCCCAGUGUGGUUCGCCUGAUCUAGCUGUAGAUGAAGCGUCAGUGCAGCAGGAGGACACAGAAUCAGCACAGCAGAUCACUCUUGACAUCGUGCGCGCUGAAGUCACGGCGACUGAGGAGCAGAACACCACAGAGACUGCCAAGACGUACAAGGUGAACUGUGAUAAGAGGAACAUCACAGGAAUUAAUGACUUCACUGUGCAGGUCCUCAACGCUUCACAGGACUUGAUGGAGUUCCUCAACGCUAACAGCACAGAGUGCUCCGUGGUGCUGUUCUUCACGGCGUGGUGUCAGUUCUCGGCGAGUCUGGCACCUCACUUCAACGCCCUGCCCCGGGUCUUUCCUGGCAUGCAUUUCCUGGCACUGGAUGCCUCACAGCACAGCAGCAGUCUCUCCACGAGGUUUGGGACGGUGGCAGUGCCCAACAUCCUGCUGUUCCAGGGGGCCAAACCUAUGGCUCGCUUCAACCACACGGACAGGACCCUGGAGACUCUCACCUCCUUCAUCGCUAACCAGACAGGGUUUGAAGCCGGCCCAGACAGAAACGUGACGGACGCAGACCUCCUCGGCCCCCUCCCCAGCGUCCCCAUGAAGAGCAUCGACUGGCUGCUGGUCUUCUCCAUCCUCUUCAUCACGGGCUUCACUACGUACGCCAUCCUGCGGACGGACAGCAUCCGCUGGCUCAUACCGGGGCAGGAGCACGAGCAUCAGGACUGAAAAUGCACAGACUUAAACAUUCACGAGGAUGUAAACAAUUACUUGAACCGUUUAGUUUAAUAAAAUAAAAAAAUAAUAAAAAAUGGUUAAUUUGCUCAUGUUUUAUGUGUUUGAAAGCGUUUUAAAUAUUGUGAUUUAUAAUAAAGAAUAUAAUGAUUUGUUGACUUUAAGGGAA